Fusarium mangiferae is the source of this 708-nucleotide messenger RNA. Its product is annotated as putative RIB3-3,4-dihydroxy-2-butanone 4-phosphate synthase. Lineage: Eukaryota; Fungi; Ascomycota; Sordariomycetes; Hypocreales; Nectriaceae. Gene Ontology annotation, biological process: aerobic respiration; riboflavin biosynthetic process. The coding region runs from base 1 to 708 and encodes 235 amino acids. The transcript has 2 exons. The record is from RefSeq and is a predicted model, not a curated record. Gene Ontology annotation, molecular function: 3,4-dihydroxy-2-butanone-4-phosphate synthase activity. Gene Ontology annotation, cellular component: cytosol; mitochondrial intermembrane space.
AUGCCCGCAACAAUUCCCCAGAACAAGUUUGACUCAAUCCCCGAGUCGAUCGAGGCUUUCCGAAAUGGAGAAUUCCUCGUCGUGCUCGAUGACCCUUCACGAGAAAACGAAGCCGACUUGAUCAUUGCUGCUGAAGAUGUUACAACCGAGAAGAUGGGUUUCCUCAUCCACCACUCCUCCGGCUACGUCUGCGCUCCUCUCUCCCCCGCUAUCACUACCUCUCUCGACCUCCCUCAGAUGGUCCCCAACAACCAGGACCUUCGAGGCACCGCCUACACCAUCUCAGUUGACUCAGCCGACCCCUCCGUCUCAACCGGAAUCAGUGCUCGCGACCGCGCUCUAGCCUGCCGCACACUCGCCGACCCCAGCGCACGCCCUGAUAGCUUCCGCCGUCCAGGCCAUGUCCUUCCUCUGCGAUCCCGCCCUGGUGGUGUCAGACAGCGACCGGGUCAUACCGAGGCUGCUGUUGACUUCUGCCGACUAGCUGGCAAGGCCCAUGCCGCGGUUAUUUGCGAAAUCGUUGACGUCGGCGAGGAAACCCCUGGCCAGGCCCUUCGUCAUAACCACGGCAUGUUGAGAGGCGAGGAUUGUAUCACUUUCGCCCGAAAGUGGGGUUUGAAGGUCUGCACCAUUGCUGAUUUGGUCGCCUACAUCGAGAAGACUGAGGGAAAGCUCGAGGCCAAUGGCGCUGAGUCCAAUGGCAACUAA